Molecule: messenger RNA, 7711 nt
Organism: Gigantopelta aegis
Lineage: Eukaryota; Metazoa; Mollusca; Gastropoda; Neomphalida; Peltospiridae
Product: zinc transporter 7-like
Exons: 11
Coding region: 505-1815 (436 amino acids)
Biological process (GO): transmembrane transport; intracellular zinc ion homeostasis; zinc ion transport
Cellular component (GO): membrane; Golgi apparatus
Molecular function (GO): zinc ion transmembrane transporter activity
Source: RefSeq, a predicted model, not a curated record
CACACACACACACACACACACACAUGCAUACGUACAUACCUAUCUACCUAUCUAUAUAUUAUACAUCUGAAUAUCUGUCAAUCAGUAUUCUUUUUAUCUGUCUAUCAAUCUACCUACUUAGGCCUAUAUCUAUCUGUCUAUCCAUAUAUCUGAUAUCAUCUGUUGGGCUCAGUUUUUGUUUGAAUAUUUUUUAGCUGUUAUUUAAAAUGUGCAGAGAUAUAUUUAAAAAAAAAAAAAAAAAAAAAUAAUAAUAAUAAAAAAAAAAAAAAAAAAUAAUAAUAAAAAUCCGAAAUCAUGGGAAAUGGCCCGAGAUAUUCCGAAUACGUGUUAGUUACGACACCUAGUGUGAAUAAUAGAAACUAUCGGAAUUUUUUUGACCCGGAAGUACAUUCAGUCAAACUGAACUCGGCAUCGGUAAGCCACGACGGCAGAGUUGAAAAGAUGGUAGUAGCAACAUAUGACUUGUUAUUUUGAGUGACCAAGUUAUUUGUUUCUUUUACAAUUAUGCUUCCUCUUCAUGUUGGUGAUAAAGAGUACCGACCAGGAUGGAAAGCGAAAGAAGCAUUGUUUGCUUGGUUGCGUUUGAUAUUUUCUGAAAAGACUUCACGUAGGCUGUUUGGAUUUCUUUUGUUGAAUCUCUCGUUUGCAUUUGUUGAACUUCUUUAUGGAGUUUGGACAAACAGCUUGGGACUUAUAUCUGAUUCAUUCCACAUGUUCUUUGACUGUACGGCACUUCUGGCAGGUCUAGUAGCAUCUGUAAUAUCCAGAUGGAGAGCCAACGAAGCAUAUAGCUAUGGAUAUGUUCGAGCAGAAAUAAUGGCAGGCUUUGUUAAUGGCUUGUUCCUGCUGUUUAUUGCAUUUUUCAUAUUUUCAGAAGCUGUUGAGAGACUAGUGGAACCCCCUGAGGUGAAGCAUGAGAGACUGUUUUUGGUUUCAGUUUUAGGGUUUUUAGUCAACAUGGUUGGCAUCUUUGCAUUCCAGCAUGGACAUUCUCAUGGAGGUCAUGGUCAUUCUCACUCUGCAGGAGGACAUGGUCACUCUGAUGGUGUAGGUUUACAAGACCACAGUUAUAGUCCUAGCUAUGUGACCACUGAAAAACACAGCUACACAGGUUAUGAUCAGGCAGUUCAGGAGACUCACCGAGGACAUGGUCACAGUCACGAAAGUCACGGGCAUAGUCACGAAAGUAAAAGCCACGGUCAUGAAAGUAAAAGCCACGGUCAUGAAAGUCAUGGACACAGUCAUGAAAGUCAUGGACAUAGUCAUGAAAGUCAUGGACACAGUAACAAAGAACCUGCACAAAGUUUUGUCGGUCAUGAUGAUCAUGGCCACAGUCAUGGGGGCCAUGUUGAGACACCUUUACAAGUAUCGCAGAAUCAAAUUAUGCAUGGGGUAUUCCUACAUAUACUAGCUGAUACGCUAGGCAGUGUUGGUGUGAUCAUUUCGGCAAUACUUAUAUAUUACUUCGGUUGGAUGAUUGCAGAUCCAAUAUGUUCUAUGAUGAUAGCUACUUUAAUAGGUUUCAGUGUUUUACCCUUGCUGCGAGAUUCUAUAGGUAUUUUAAUGCAGCGUACGCCAAGAGAACUGGAGCCUCUGCUUCCUGGAUGUUACCAAAGAGUAAGUCAGCUGGAAGGAGUGUACAGUGUACAAGAUCCUCACUUCUGGACAUUGUCAAGUGAGGUGUUUGUUGGAGCAGUGAAGGUUGAGGUAGCUAAUAAUGCUGACACCAGAUAUAUCCUCAGCCAAACACACAAUAUAUUUACACAGGCAGGAGUUCGCCAGCUGUGCGUACAGAUUGACAUCGCUCCUAUGUAGAUCACUGCUGAAUAUGAACUGUGAUAUCUAGAGUUACAGCUAUUACUUGGUGCAACCUAACUGGCUCAUGGUGUAUACUGUGUAGGCAGAGACUGAGAUAUUUUAUAAAUGGAGAAUGCUGAUUGACUGACACCAUUAAAAAAUUGGAGUUUGACUGGUUAAAGUCCUGCAGAAAAUGGAUUAUGAUUAAAGGAAAGCUCUACAAAUGAUAUAAAUGUAUUCAGCAUAUUUAUUUUACAAUGAUAUACACUGGAUAUAUGUUUUUACAACUGGUAGAAGAGCAUGAUGUAUGUAUUGUAACAUAUUUAACUGUUCAAGCUUGAAUGUGAGACAUCGGGAAAGGUUUGUCAAAACUAUGCUGUUUUCAACUAAACAAUGUUUAAAUAAACAUCUAAAGGGCAUUUUAAAUCAUAUGUACAUUACACAUUAAAUAAAAUUAUUUUGUAUUUGCAUAAAUUAUGUAGAUGGCAUUACAAGAAAAUGUCAGCCAAAAAAUGUAAAAUUUUACUAAUGAAGUCAUAAAAAUAAAACGGUAUUCUAUCUAUUUUCAUUUUCAAAAUUAUUUAAGUUAUUUCCAUGUAAUUUUCAGCCAGUUUCUUUUUAAUAUAGUAUAUAUUGAAAAUAUUUUUAAAAGCUUAUUUGGAUUAUAAUAAUUGAAAACUUUCUGGUGAAUUUUAACUUGGUCUUGACUUUUAUUAACUUGAAGUUAUAGUACAGUUAAAGUUUCUCUAAUGAUUUGCAACUUAAAGUAUUUAUGGAUCCAUAUCAAAUAUUGUCAACAGUGUUUUUGUUAAACAUCCAUUCAUCUUGGGAAGUAAGCAGCUGCUUGUGAAAAGUAGGCAGCUAUAUAUAUACUGAUCACAGAGAUGUGUGUAUGAUUGUAAGCAUUAAAAGUAGGUGGCAAUGACAUCAGCAAUAGUCACAAAAUAUUGCCACCUGCUUCAUACUAAUGAACACUGAGUAUAAAGGUUUUCGGUAUAAAGUAAAAAUGUGGUAUACCCUCACUAUCCACCCAUUCAUUCUACUCCUUAUUAUUUGGCUUCACGGUUAAUUUCAAAUCUCUAUUUUAAUUUCAAAAUUUUCUGAAAGUUAUGGAAUCAAACCACCAAUUAAAAAAUAUUGUAUGAUGGUUCUUGUUUUGAUCGUUAAGUGAAUUGUCAUUAAGAUACAGCAGGUGUAACAAAUAUUAAAAUGUGGAAGAUAAGCAGUUGAUCACCGAAAUCUGGUCAAUCUAAUCUUGGUGACAGUCGGCAUUAAUAGCCGGUGACAGUCGGCAUUAAUAGCUGGUAACUGACUUAAAAACAAGAAUUUUGUGCAUUUAAGUUCUCUGUCUAAAUAUAUUUCUAAACAAAUUCAAGAUAUGGUAUUGCACAGUACAUUAAAUUAGUCAACAAUGUUUAAUAUUUGGCAUUUGUCCAGACAUUGCAAAUAAUAGUUGUAUAGACGUGUUUAUUCUGACAUAGUUGCUGAGUGUGUGUGACAACAUAAUGGUGCUGUAACAUACAGUAUUGAUCAGACCAAAUGUAUUAGACAUAUAAGCUGCAAUCUCAAGUAUUUUUCUUUUUCUCUUUUUGGUUUAUUGUCUAUUACAGUCCACGUUACAUAAAAUACAUGUUAGCCGUUAAUGUGGAAUGUUCAGUUAAAUAUUCAUUAAAACAAUGUUGCACUAAAGGGCUAGCUCUGGAUAAGCAGAAAAUUUCGCCAAAAUAUAUAUGAAACUUCCAAAUUUUAUAGAUGCCCAGUUAUUUUGUAACAAAAUAUCAAAUAAUACUUGAAAUUCUUUCGCCAAAUUAAAAUAAAAUUCACCAAUUGUUUUAAAAAUUCACAGUUGGCAAAUUUGGCGAGUGCCAGAGUUAGCCCUGCAUUAAGACAGUUGAUGGUAUCCACUGAAAGCAAAAACAUGAGUUAUGUUAAAACUAGUUACAUGUUUGUGUUUCUCAUUAGGUAAAGGGGAUUGACCAAGUAGCUAUUCAUUCCUGAAAAAUAAUGGGGACGAGACCCAUCAUUUUUCAGGAAUGGAGAGUUACAAGGAUAAUUCCCCUACUUGAAAUACACCAAUAAUUAUAUGUGCAAAAAAAAUGUUUUAUGAUAACAUGUCCAUGGACUUUUUGUGUGCAAUCAAGAGUCUAGUCUACUGGAAGAUAAUGGACAGAUUUUCAAGGGUUUAGCAGUGCAAGAGUAUUUUAAUUUUGAAAGAUAUUGUAGAAUGGGGAGGCAAGGUUGCAUCUGUAAUUAAAUAUGUUGUGAGCUAGCUACUGAAGCUUUGCUAUAGCAUCCAAACAAUGGUGUAAUGUACCAUUUUAAGUUUGUAUUUUACAUUUGUUCUUUGCAAAAUCUUUGAAUCUCGGCUGUUUGAUUUCAAGGAGAGCUGUAGAUACUUUUUUUUUUUUUUAAUUGAUGAAAAUGGGGAUGUUUUUAAUGAUAAUAAAUCAUGACAUUUGAGAACCCAAUUGUGUUGUAACAUUUUUAUCAUUUGGUCUGUUCAUACACAAUUCAUAUUUGUUAUCGGUGACAAACAUGCUGUAAAACACAUGGCUAUUACAAAAACAUCUAACUUUAUACUUCAAUUGGUGAUGAGUAAAACAAUGACAUAUUUUCAUACAUAUAUCAAACACUCCUAUAUCCAAACAUUUUAUUGUAGGAGUAUUUGUUGAUGUUUGCUGUUAAUAACAUAAUAGCACGAGAAAUACUGAAUAUAUGAACAAAAUAUAGUUUUUAAGUUCAUAGGAUGUACUUGACCAAGUAUUCUUAUUUUCUUGACUGAUUCAACAUUUUUGAGUACCUCUCAAGACAUGACAGGCCAAAAAAAUUAAACAUGUUGUAAAAGCCAAAUAUCAUGGGUGUUGGACAUUUUUAGCAGCGAACAUUUUAAAAGAUAUUGACUUGAGAGGAAACUUAUUUUUGACUCUGUUCACCCAACCGUAAACAAAUUUAUUGGGUACAUUUACCUUCAGUAUGAUAUGGACUACAAUGUGAGAUUUGUACAGGGAAAAAAAGACAUAUUAAUUAUUAUGAGAGAAGUUCAGAACUUGGUUUGAAUUUGGUGGUGCUUAACUUUUGUCCAGGUGUAUAUAUCAUCCUGAUGGAUUGUGAUAGAUUGCUCAUUCUAAACUUUGUAACAUUCAUCAGUUCUGUCCGCUGUCAUUUUAAAGUAGCGCAGUCCAUUUAUUUCAUCCUCUGAAUCAUGUCAUUCAUGCAAUUUAUUCAUUAAGAUGGGAUUCUAGUCAUCUUAACAUUUUGUCUGGUUAUUUUUAUAUACUAACACUAAUCUCACUCCACACUUCAGUUUUACUUGAGAAUGUGCUUAUAAAACAGUUGAAUUCACAUUUUGUGGCUCACAUCUAGUGUAUUAUUGUAUGUAAAUGUAUCAUUCAACACCAUUCUAUUGAUGUGCAGAGCUUUAACUCAAGCAAUUUGCUUCGUUUUUGUGUGCCAUAUGCUAAAACCAUAUUUAUUUUUUUCACUGUUCAUGAAACCCUCUUAAUCUUAUGUUGGUUUCCUUGUUUGAAAAUAUAUUAAAUACUACCACAAGUGUAUAUUUAUUUUACUGUUUGGAACAAUUAUUUUGUGUGUAUUUGUUUUGAGUAUAUAUAUAUAUAUAUAUAUUUAAUGGUAAACCAGUAUUUUCAUUGGGUAUUUUGACCAAUUUUCAUCGGACAAUGAAUGUUUAAGUUAUCAGGUAUUCAUCCAUUUGUUGUAUUUGCUGUGUAUUGUCUGAAACAAAUUUUUAGAAACUUUGGUACAGUACUUGGGUAUCUACUUUCGAACCCAGAUGUUAAAUUGUUCCAUCAGUAUGAAACAUUUAUAUGGCUUCAUUAUAUUAGUUUAUCUGCUGAUACACUUUUAGAUAAUGUUUAUUAAUUAAAAUUACCUAUUGUCUGGUUGUCAAAUCUAUCUUUUAAAAUAUUAUAUUCACCAUUAAUAAAUUUAUUUAUUAUUUUGGAAUUAUUUCAUACGCAGCAUGCACAGGGUACACGCUAAGGUCACAUGGUAUUCCAUUUGGUGGAAUGAAAACAGAUCUUAUGAAGGAUCGUGUUUUGAUUCCAUGAUUCCAAGAUUUCUAGGGUAAUUUUUUAAAUAUGCAAUCUAUAUCUUGAAAAAAGUAAUAAUAAAAGAAACAAAAAUCCCAAUUGGAACAGUUUGUAACAGUAAAUAGUAGUUACAUGUAUGCCAAUUCUAUUUUAAACUAAACGACUCUGAAACAGUAGACUGAUGUUAAAAACAAUAUUUUUUAGAAAUUAGUACCAUAACUUUGACAAUGUUUUAAUUAUCUGGUCAUAUAGAAUUUGAUAUCAUCUGCUUAAUUUUUCUUUUUAAAAAGUUUGGGGAUUGGAGUAGUUUGGAAUUCUGGAUCAUCACAUGAUGGGUUUUCAUUAUGUUUAUAUUUAUUUUCAUUUUAAACUGGUUGGCAGGUCCGGUUUUCUUACUAAUGCUAAGUCACUAAGGUAUCAUGAUCUCAUCCUUCUUUUUUUGUCAAGUCUUGUCACCUAUUCAUAAUAAUUCUUUAUUUUUCAUGAAGGAUUUUGAACACAGUUAUGAAAGAGAAACGGGGGGUGGGGAUGGGGUGUUUUAAUAUUUAAAAAAAAAAUUCAAUCAUAUAUCUUGGUUGUUAUCAUCUUUCCUUUUUAUCAUCUUUUUGCCUUUUUUUUUUUAUGAUUCUGAUGUAUUCCUUUUAUUUUUCUCUAAUUUGUCACACAGGUUUUUUUUUUUAAUGUUUAAUCAAAUAUGCUGGUGGUUCUUACCAUUCCCAUUUGUCACCUUUUUUCUUCUCUUUUUGUUUUUCAUUUAUGAUACUGAUAUUACUCCAUUUUUUUCAUUUGACCAUUUAGAUAUAUUAUACUUAUGCACUAUUUUAAUAAUCAAGAUGUUGAUAGACUGUAAAUAUUAUCCAUAUGUAUUGCUAUUUGAUCAUCAACUACGACAAUCUAAUUUGGUGGAAGGUCAUAUGAUUACCAUCACUGAGUGUGGAUGCGUGGGGUGUCAUUUCAGAUUUUGAACAAAUUCUGGUUGGUAUUCUCAUGUUCAGGUGGCAUUUUAAAUAAGUUGUAAAUAUUUAACUAGAUGUGACAGUGUAUUUGUUUUAACUACAUAUAUCUACUUUAGGCAGUUGUGAAAACAAAAUGCUGGUAUUGUUAACAGGAUUUCAAAUACAAAUGCCUACAAGCAUAAAAUUCACUUCUUGUUAAUGGUUUUAAAGAAUAUCUACCACCAAUCAUCUCAAGCAUAUAUGGAAAAAAUCUAAAAAUUUUAACAUAAUGCCUAUUCAUGUUUUCACAGAUAAAGUUCACGCCCUUGUCAAAUGAUAUAUUGAGUUAAUGCCCAAUAUAUAUUUUAAAAACGAGUAUACAUGUAGUUUGCAUUUCAUAAGUUUAAUGUGGAUGUUGGUCAUAACAAGAAAGAAUGCUUUCACCCUCUGUUGCUAUGGUGAUAGUACUGAAGUGAUAUACUGGAUCUCAACAUGUGUUGUUGUUUGACAUGACCAGAUCCCAGGCUUAUAAAAGAAAUUAAAAUCUUGAUUCCAGGCUUUUGCAAAGUCAUUUGCAUACAGAUAGUAUGUACACACUACCAGUGGUUCAAGUCUGGAGACAGCUGAAGUUUUGAAUAUGGACUUAUAAACUUUUGUAAGCACAGGGCCAGAUCUUGGACCACUGGAUCUUUAGGCUGUAAUAAUGUGCUCUAAAGGGCUGGGUGAUUAUCAUAUUAUUUUUGACGAACCUUUUGAGUAUCACUGUCAUGCUGUAUUUAAAAAACCCACUUGUGAAUAUUUUCAUUCCUCCUGUUAGCAGUGAUGUAUAUUGAAGUCUGCAACAUGUAUAUUUUUGUUUAGAUAUUUAUCUAUAUAAUAAUGCUUUUGAGAUUUUGGUGUAUGUAAUGCAAUAAAAUUUCUUGAAAACAG